GGUAUGCUUUUUUAUAGCCUUUCAAAAGAUAGCAAAUGCCGAGCUGUGCGAGCAAACCGCGUGACGUGAAUGGUCCGCUUGUGAUGACCCCCCAACUCACGCGGUCAUUCAACUUGUGCCCACGUUGUCAAAUUUUCUAUCAACCGGUAGGCUUGACUCCCCCAAAUGGAAUAUCCUCACUUGGGCAGUCAUUGCUCAUUCGCUAACUGUCGUGAAUUAGACUUUUUACCUCACCCCUGUCCGCUAUGCACCAACACGUAUUGUGGUCCACACCGUUUCCCUGCUACACAUGAUUGUAACAGCGCAGAGCUCAAUGAUCGUAUAAUAUUCGACUGUAGUAUCUGUUCUGGUCGGAUAUUCAAAGCACCCGGCAUAUCAAAGGAUGAUACCGUAAAUCUUGAGCGCCAUAUACAGUCCAGAUGUUGCGAUUAUUUGUAUUCCUCCCCUGCCAAAGGAUCCAGAGUUCCGUGUAGUGUGGAAGGAUGUCAUGAAGGUGAUCCCAUGAUUGGUUUAGUGCAGUGCAACGCAUGUUCCAGUUUGUUCUGUCUAAAACACCGGUAUCGGGCUGCGCAUCAAUGCUCUGCGGACGCCAAGGCUAUCAAGGAUAAAGAGGAUCGUAAGAUCACUGCUCGGAUGAAAAUUGAAGAGCAUUUAGGAAAACGUCCAUUGGAGAAAACAGCUACGCCUUCCACUAUAGUUAGACCUAAGCGGCUCAAUCCUAAGUUGGAAUUGAUGAAAUUGAAGACGAGGGCUAAAGGAGAUGACGGUGUGCCACAAGAGUCUCGCCUCUACUUCACUGUUCACUUUCCAGAAAGCAGUAAAAAGGACCCCGUUCCUCUCUUCUUUGAUAAGACUCAGUCGAUUGGCCGCAUGCUAGACCGGAUAGCACAGUUGGGCAAUAUAUCCAAUAACAAUCAUAAAUUAGACUCUGUCGAUCCAAACAGACUGCAUUUACUGACUUGGCCUGACAAGACAAACUUGGCCACGGAGAAACGAAUUGAGCAUGUGCUCAACAACGGGGUAGAUGUUAUGAUAGAAUAUGGCAACUCAAUAUAGCCUUCAACCUUUUUGUUUGUAUAUUUUUUAUAGCAUACUGUAUGGCUAAAAAAAAAAAGAGGGGAAGGGGAAUGAAUGAAUUCAAUGUAUGAAGAAAAAAAUCGAAUGAAUGG
This is a messenger RNA of Umbelopsis ramanniana AG, 1169 nucleotides long. RefSeq lists its product as uncharacterized. The transcript is spliced from 7 exons. Gene Ontology annotation, cellular component: cytoplasm. NCBI's taxonomy places the organism in Eukaryota, Fungi, Mucoromycota, Umbelopsidomycetes, Umbelopsidales, Umbelopsidaceae. The record is from RefSeq and is a predicted model, not a curated record. Bases 166 to 1056 code for a protein of 296 amino acids. Gene Ontology annotation, molecular function: zinc ion binding.